ACUUCACUCCUGAUCUUAUUGACAAAACUUGAAACCUGCCCUGAUUGCAAAUGAUACUUGCUGACAGUUUUAAAAAUAUAUCAUUUAUUAUUUCAAGAAGGCUGCAACUAUCCCAUUUCUAGAGUUUUCAGUAGAAAUGGGCAUUGUAUUUUGUCAAAGGCUUUUUCUGCAUCUCUUGAGAUAAUCAUGUGAUUUCUGUUGGUUUGGUUAUUGAGAUGGUCAAUUUUGUGUAUGGUUUUCCUAAUAUUAAACUAUCCUUGUAUUCCUGGUUUAAAUCCACCUGGUCAUAGUGAAUAAUUCUUGUGAUCACUUAUUAUAGUCUCUUUGCUAAUAUUUUAAGAUUUUUGCAUCUAUGUUCAUAAAGGAAAUUGGUUUAUAGUGUUAUUUCUCUGUUUCUGGUGUGCCUUGCUUUCAAAUCAGUACCCUAUUUGUGUCAUAAAAAGAAUUUGGUGAGAUUCCUUUGCUUAUUUUGCCAAAUACUUUGUAGAGUAUUGGGGUUAGUUGUUCUUUAAAUGUUUGUUAGAAUUCCCUUGUGAAUCCAUCUGGCCCUGGGGAUUUUUUCUUAAGGAGUUACUUGAAGGCUUGUUCAAUUUCUUUUCCUGAGCUGGGAUUAUUGAAGUAUUCUAUUUCCCCUUUUGUUAAAUUAGGCAAUUUAUAUUUUUGUCAAUAUUCACCCAUUUCCCCUAGAUUAUCUUAUUGAUUGCCAUGUAGUUGGGCAAAGUAGCUCUUAAUCAUUACCUGAAAUGCUUCUUCAUCAGAGGUGAGAUCACCCUUGUGGGGAAAAUUCUGUUAGCAGAAACACUAAUAAGAGAAUCAGAAUCUGCAAGCCAAAAAGAAAUAGGUUUACUGGGAGAGGGCUGGUCUCACAGUAAAGGAGGGCUCUGGUGAAGACCAAGACCAAAGACCCUGAGCCUCAGGAGAUGGCCUUUUUAUGCCCAGAAAUCUGAUGACACAGUGUCAGAUGAAAGAGUUAAAAUUAAAAUAGAAUGAACAUAAAUCUUCCACAUGGCAGGUCUGAAUUGAUGACCAAGUGCUGAAUGAGCCGAGAAGUGCAGGAAUCCUCACGAUGGAGGGUAACCAAUAUCCAUUAUUAUGACUGACCUUUCCACAGCCUCUGUGAUAGGAGGUUCGGGUCUGAUUUUUUUGCUGACAAUUGCUAUCCAGGUCAGCAUCAGACGCCUCCUAGAGCUCAGGGUGGCAGUUCAGGAUGCCUGACCUAAGCCAGAGAUGGGCGUCCUGUACUCCUGGCUGACUGUCUUCUGUCCUACGUGCAGCCUGGGAUGGUGGGCUUGGUAGGAACUUUGGGUCACAAGCUUAAGGUCAAAGUGCCUGUCAGCCCGAUUUCAUACCAUUGGAGCUAUCCAGGGGUCCCUGGUCAGGAGCACCUGCAGUCACGAGGAACUGGAGGUAUGAGCAGGUGCGUAAAUAAACUAGAAUUCUGAUAGUUGUGAUGAGGAGGGAUUUCAGAUCACCUUCUCUCUUCUCCACAGAAUCUCCUGCCUCCCUCAGAGAGCACAUACCCUCUCCCCAAUUCCAUAGGGAAAAGCAUUUCAGCGUGACACACUUCUCCAGUCUUUACUCUCCCACCAUGAUUCUCACUUCAGACACAAAAUGCCUUUGUCAGUGUUCCAUUGGGCUCUAAAUGACUGGUCUCCAGAGCUGCUUCUGACACUCUUUGAAGUGAAGAGUUUGGGGGGUCAAUAACAUUCAAGGAUGUGGCUGUGGACUUCACCCAGGAGGAGUGGUGCCUGUUGGACCCUUCUCAGAAAGAGCUGUACAGGGAGGUGAUGCUGGAGAAUGUGCAGAAUCUACUCUUCGUGGAAGCAGAAACUAAUGUUGAAGUGAAGGAGAUGUCUGCAAAGCAGAGUCUUUUUGUGGAAGGAUCUGGCCCUCCAAGAGGCAAGAAUAAGUGUCCCUAUGACUUCAUUUUGAGAGAAAUCUGUGACUCUAAUAUCAAGGUAAAUAAAAAUCCAAGGAGUGACUAUGAAUUUAAUGAAGAUCCAGAGAAAUACAGCCAACAUUCAGUUUUAAAUCAGUAUAGGAAAUUGACCUCAAGAAAUGACUGUUGUCUGGAUAAUGAAUAUACCAAAUGCUUUCCUGAAAAAGUAGGAUUUAAUCAGUCUUAUAAGAAUCCUCCAGAAAUGCCCAUGUAUCAAGAUAAACUAGGGCAAAUUGUCUAUGGCUCAAGUUUAGAUCUCACAAAACAUCUAAAAAAUAAGCAUGUAGAGAUGCUUUCUAUGAGUAAUAAAGGUGGGAGACCUUUCAGUCAGAACUCUGAGUUUGGUUCAUAUGAAAUAAUCCACUCUGGAGAGAAAAAUUAUCAACAUAAAGAAUAUGGAAAAGGUUUCACACAGAGGGUUCAUCUUGUUAGACAUCAGAGAAUCCACACUGGAGAGAAACCUUAUGACUGUACACAGUGUGGAAAGGCUUUCACACAAAGAGGUAAUCUUGCUGCACAUCAGAGAAUUCACAGUGGAGAGAAACCUUAUGAAUGUACACAGUGUGGAAAGGCUUUCACAGAGAGGAGUCAUCUUGUUAAACAUCAGAGAAUCCACAGUGGAGAGAAACCUUAUGAAUGUACACACUGUGGAAAGGCUUUCACAGAGAGUAGUUCUCUUGCUAGGCAUCAGAGAAUCCACACUGGAGAGAAACCUUAUGAAUGUGCACAGUGUGGAAAGGCUUUCACAUGGAGGGACCAACUUGCUACACAUCAGGGAAUCCACUCUGGACAGAAACCUUAUGAAUGUACACAGUGUGGAAAGGCUUUCACAUGGAGGGACCAACUUACUGUACAUCAGAGAAUCCACACUGGUGAGAAACCUUAUGAAUGUACACAGUGUGGAAAGGCUUUCACACAGAGGCGUGAUCUUGCUGCACAUAAAAGAAUCCAUACUGGAGAGAAACCUUAUAAAUGUACACAGUGUGGAAAUGCUUUCAGAGAGAGGAGUCACCUUGCUGCACAUAAGAGAAUCCACACUGGUGAGAAACCUUAUGACUGUACACAGUGUGGAAAGGCUUUCACACAGAGGGGUAAUCUUGUUAGACAUCAGAGAAUCCACAGUGGAGAGAAACCUUAUGAAUGUACACAAUGUGGAAAGGCUUUCACAGAGAGGAGUCAUCUUGUUAAACAUCAGAGAAUCCACAGUGGAAAGAAACCUUAUGAAUGUACACAGUGUGGAAAGGCUUUCAAACAGAGGGGUAAUCUUGCUAAGCAUCAGAGAAUCCACACUGGAGAGAAACCUUAUGAAUGUACAAAGCAAGACUCCAACCCUUGAAGAUCUCAUAUCACAUACUCAAUAUUCUGUUGACCUUUUUUAGCUGCAAGAGAAAUUGUUUAAUUACUAUAUGGGACAUACAGCACUGUGUUCUGUACUCAAUUGCACUUAUUCUAUUUUACAAAGUAAUGUUAGAAUUUCUCAUUGUACAUACCUGAAAUUUUUCAAAAGGCAGCUUGCUUUUGUAUCUAUGCAUCUUUGAGAGUUCAAAGAAGAGAUUUUAUUCUUUUGAUGAUGGAAAGAGGAACUGUUUUUAGAAAUCUAAGUUGGAAACUCUGCAACUAUGUAUGAAACUUUUGGGGUUUCUUUUUGGUCUUUUAGCAAUAAAGCAGCAUGGUCUAAAAAUGCACUGAAAAAAAUGUACACAGUGUGGAAAGGCUUUCACAGAGAAGAGUCAUCUUGUUAAACAUCAGAGAAUCCACAGUGGAAAGAAACUUUAUGAAUGUACAUAGUGUGCAAAGGCUUUCAAGUAGAGGGAUAAUGUUGCUAAGCAUCAGAGAAUCCACUCUGGAGAGAAACCUUAUGAAUAUAAUAAAUUUUGAUAGCCUUUCUCUUAAUGCUCCAUAGCUGCUUUAUGUCAGAAAAUCCCCACAGGAGAGAAAUCUCCUAAGUCAGGCUGAGCUUAUAGUUGCCACUCUUAUCUUAUUUAUCAAAAGAGAAUCCACACUGGAUAGAAACUUUAGGAAUAUGACCAGUGUAGUAAAGCCUUCAGGCAACAAUCAUCUCUCAUUCCCAAGCGAGAAUUCCUUUUGGAUAGAAAUCUUAUUCCUCUCAUGAAUAAAGAAAGACAUUGAAAUGGAGAGUCAAGAGCUUUUUAAGUAGGAGAAAAUGUCUUCUGAACAUAUUAUUUCCAGAUGGAUUCCCCGUAUGAAGGUUUUCAGUCAGAGAUCAUCUAUUAUUUCAUGCCAGAGGAUUCAUAGUGCAACAAAACCUAAUGACAGUGCUCAAGUUUAUGUGUUUUCCUUAGUAUUCCUGGGAUCUUUGGGUUUAUCAUAGACUGUUUUGCUGAGGUCACUUAUACCAAGUCUAUUCCACUGAUCCUCCUGUCUCUUAGCAAAUACCAUAUUGUUUUGAUGACCACUGCUUUAUAGUACAUUUUGAGAUCAGGUACUGCUAAACCACUUUCCUUCACAUUUUUUUUUCAUUAUUUCCCUGGAUAUCCUUGAUCUUUUGUUCUUCCAAGUGAAGUUUGUUAUGGUUUUUUCCUAAUUCAGUAAAAAAAAAAGUUUCUUGGUAGUUUGACGGGUAUGACACUAAAUAAGUAAAUUAGUUUGGGUAGGAUUGUCAGUUUUAUUAUGUUAGCUCAUCCCACCCACGAGCAAUUAAUGUUUUUCCAAUUAUUUAGAUUUAGUUUUAAUUGUGUGGAAAAUGUUUUGUAGUUGUGUUCAUAUAGUUCCUGUGUUUGUCUUGGCAGGUAUAUUCCUAAGUAUUUCAUGUUGUCUAGGGUGCUUUUAAAAUUGAACUUCUCUUUCUAACUGUUGCUGCUGAGAUGUGUUGGAAAUAUAUAGAAAUGCUGAUGA
This is a messenger RNA of Monodelphis domestica (gray short-tailed opossum), 4795 nucleotides long. The record is from RefSeq and is a predicted model, not a curated record. NCBI's taxonomy places the organism in Eukaryota, Metazoa, Chordata, Mammalia, Didelphimorphia, Didelphidae.